AUGUCGACAACCGCAUAUCAAACCAACGCAAAACCUCGGGGCCGCCGUGGGAGCCACGGCGAGUCGUCCGAGAGGCCAGCUCGAAGUAGAGCCUCAAGCUCGGCAUCCACAAAGUUAUCCAAGACGCUGUCGAGAACUCUAGAUGAAGUCUCUAUACCUAGAAACAGCCGACCGAGCUCACCGGCAGUUUACCUGUAUCGGCAGAGGACUGUUGACCCAAGGAUGUCGGACCCGACAGUGACGCCCUCACGGCAGUCUGCAAUCUCCCUGAAGUCGGAUAGGCACAUUCCACCUCCUCUCCAGACAGGCGCAAGCUCAACGCCAGUGUCACCGACCAAGCCCAGAGCAUAUACUGUCCACGAUGUACACCAGUUUGAGGUGCAUGAGCGGGGCCGACGUUCUCCCUCCCCUUCAAAGCUCUGGAAGCAUGCCACUACGGAAGCUGCAAAUAAGAUGAAAGAGAGUCCGGCAGUACUGCCUGUGCAGCCGCCUCAAUCUUCCCAUGGGCUUGGAUGGAGGACACUUUCUUCAAGAUCGCUCGCUUCGAUGCAGCCUACCGUUGCCGAAGAAUCGGAAGAGUCCGCUGUGACUCAGGUCGCGUCACCGUCUCCGAAGCAGUCUAUCUCCACGCCUGUACCUACAACCAUGGCGACAAAUUCACCCAGAUUGUCCGGUUCGUUUUCACAUGAAGAGGAUGUUGCUCCAUCUCCUAGAACCUCGAAGUCGUCUCUCCAGGAUACUGCACCUGCGCGGGGCCCCAGGACAUCAGCAUCAUCCCUACACGAGCCGCUGUUGGGGGCGAACCUACAAGGUCCGGCGGCCCUCGUACAACAAGAAGCCACGACUGCACACCCCGGGACGCCAGGAUCAUUUGUACACGAUGGCGCAGCGGUUCCAGUCGUCCAAAUGUCACGAUCACCCGUAUGCGAGCCUUUGGUGGCGCCCACUCCGCAAGGACCAGUGGCAUUUAUGCAACCUAGAUAUCACCAGCACCUCGCGGAUUCGGUGGAAGCAGGAGUUCCUGUGACCUCGAGCCCUGCUCCGGCAGCAGAGAUGAUGGUGCUUCAGGAUUUCAUACCUCCGGCUCAGUCACCGCUGGCAUCUCCUCCGUUGUCGCCCUAUAUCCAUCAGCCAAUGGGUAGUCCGCCACCGCAAUCGCUGCAGUACGCACACCCUUAUCCGUAUCACCAUCCACAGCAUUUCAUGGCUAACUUCCCGCCCGCCUUCUAUCCGACACCAUUCACACCUCCGACCGCGUCUUUUCACUACUCUGGAGAGAUUCCACGAGCUGGCUCUGCGGGAGCCGAAGACGAGCGGGCCAAACUCUUGGAGAAAGUCUCCAAUGUGCUACCUGACAUUGACCGCUUGCUGCAUGUGUACCAGGAGAGUCAAGGGCUUUUGUCAGAGAAAGAAAACCUCGUCAAACAAGCUGAAGCACAACAUCUCGAAGAAACCGCUAAACUGAGGAUUGAGCUAAGCGCGUGCAAAGAAGAAUAUGAGAAAAUUAUUGGUGAACAAGCGAGUGAGAAUCUGAGAUUGAAGGAUGAGAUUGCCGCGCAAGGGGAGAAGAUAAAGCUACUGCAGGACGAGUCUCAUGCAGUGAUGGACGCUCACGAAGGCCUUACCGACCUUAGAGUCAAAUGUGAAAAGUUAACCGAGAAGUGCGAAUCCUGCCGAGCUUUCAAUGACAAAUUGGUAAAGGAAAAGGAGAGCGUGGACGAGGAACUCCAGCAAUUGAAAAGGCAGCUUGAGGAGGAAAAAAUUCAACAUGAACACGACCAAGCUGAGAAGAAGAAGCUAGAGGAACAACUUCAUACUGUGAAAGAUCAACUUCAUGAUGAACGGACACGGCAUGAACGCGUGCAGUGCGAGUUACGGCAAGCCCACGAGAAGGAGAUGGCGACCAGGGAAGAAGAACACGUCAGAUCACUACACGAGCACAAAGUCGGCUUGUCAAAAAUCCAGCUUGACUUGGCAGGAAUGAUCACCAAGCACACGCAGCAGAAAAGAGAGCUGGACCUUGCCAGAGCCACCAUCGCAGAACACGAGCAAUCCUUGACCGAAAAAGCUCAAGAACUCGCCGAUACCGGGCGUCUACAACAGGCUCAGUUGGAGCAUAGUCGAAAGCAUAUCGAAGAAAACGCCCAGCGACAUAGGCAGGAGAUCGCUAAGUUGUCGGAGGAACUAUCCCAGUCCACAGCAAAGCAUCGGGAAGAAAUCAGCAAGAUACAAGAUGCGAGCAAGAAAGACCUGGAACAAGUACGGAAACUCGCUGCAGGACGCUUGAUGGAAACGACAAAAAAGCACCAGCAACGCGAAGCAGAACUUUGCGAGGAAUUGGCGACCUUUCGUGCUCGAGUUGAAAGGCUGGAGGGCGAUCUUCGAGCGAAGUGUCUGGAGCUGGCAAAUGCACGCAAAGACCACGAGAGGCUGCAAGGGAACUACAAGCUGACUGACAAGCAUCACGCCCAGCUGGCUGAAACGAUGCUUAACCUCAGAAACAAGCAAGCUGAAUGGCAACGUGAGACCGAGCGGAUGGAUCAAAUUCUGCAGAAGCUGAGGCAACUUGCUCCGGGCAAUACCAAUAGUGACGAGUUCUUGUGA
Messenger RNA from Cladophialophora carrionii CBS 160.54, 2604 nucleotides. RefSeq lists its product as uncharacterized. Bases 1 to 2604 code for a protein of 867 amino acids. Gene Ontology annotation, biological process: cytoskeleton-dependent intracellular transport; cytoplasmic microtubule organization. The transcript has a single exon. Gene Ontology annotation, cellular component: centrosome; cytoplasm. Gene Ontology annotation, molecular function: dynein light intermediate chain binding; microtubule binding. Lineage: Eukaryota; Fungi; Ascomycota; Eurotiomycetes; Chaetothyriales; Herpotrichiellaceae. The record is from RefSeq and is a predicted model, not a curated record.